AUGACUAUUCAACUAAAUAAAAUUACGUUUGUUGUUCCUGCUUUACUUAAGACGUCCAGACCUAAUAAAGACCCACUACAGUUAACCUUCUGUCGUUUUCCUGAGACUGCUUCAUUGUGUUCUUAUUUGACUUUGCAGGAGUGUUUACGACUUACGAAAUCUUCUCGGAUAGCGGCUAAUACAACUAAACUGUUUUUGUCUUUCAUUAAGCCUUAUCGUCCUUUAUCCACAGAUACGUGUUCACGCUGGCCUAAGACCGUCCUUUCAAACCCAGGAGUGAAUGUAUCCAUAUUUAAAGGACAUAGUUAUCGGGGAGCGGCUACGUCUAAGGCAGUGUUGCAAGGUAUUGCAGUUGAUUUAAUUUUGAAAACUGCGGACUGA
Molecule: messenger RNA, 381 nt
Organism: Paramuricea clavata
Lineage: Eukaryota; Metazoa; Cnidaria; Anthozoa; Malacalcyonacea; Plexauridae
Source: the annotation of a GenBank genome assembly